Messenger RNA from Neoarius graeffei (lesser salmon catfish), 1254 nucleotides. RefSeq names its product legumain-like. The record is from RefSeq and is a predicted model, not a curated record. Gene Ontology annotation, molecular function: cysteine-type endopeptidase activity. Lineage: Eukaryota; Metazoa; Chordata; Actinopteri; Siluriformes; Ariidae. The transcript is spliced from 13 exons. Gene Ontology annotation, biological process: vacuolar protein processing. The coding region runs from base 1 to 1254 and encodes 417 amino acids.
AUGGCCAGUAAGGGCAAACAGUGGGUUCUCCUGGCAGCAGGUUCAAAUGGUUGGGAAGACUAUGCUGUACAGGCCAACGUGUGUCACGCUUACCAGAUCACGCACCAGAAUGGUGUUCCAGACGAGCAGAUUGUGGUGAUGAUGUAUGAUGAUGUCGCUUAUGAUCAACAAAAUCCCUUUCCUGGAAACAUCAUCAAUGUACCAAAUGGCCCAAAUGUUUACCCUGGGGUUCUAAAGGACUACACUGGAACAGAUGUAUCAGCUGAAAACUUUCUGGCUGUACUCCAUGGAGAUUCAACUGCUGUCAAGAAAACAGGACCAAUAAAAGUUAUACAAAGUGGUGAAAAUGAUACCAUCUUCAUCUACUUAUCAGACCAUGGAAAUAAAGGAUUUUUUCACUUUCCUAACUCCACACUUUAUGCCCAUGACCUCAUUCAGACAGUGAAGGCGAUGUCACAGAGUCACAAAUUUUCAAAGAUGAUCAUUUAUUUGGAAGCAUGUUGUUCUGGAUCAAUGCUGGAUCAUCUGUCUGAGAGCAACGUGUAUGCAGUUUCUUCAUGCAAGCCUGAUGAAUAUACCUAUGCUUGUUUCUUCAACAAGGAAAGAAAUACCUUUCUUUCUGAUAUGUUCACCUUUAACUGGCUACAGCACAUGGAGACGGUAAAACUUACCAUGACUUCAUUUGGAGAGCAGUUUUCCUACCUGGAGAAACAUGUGAGUAAGGAUGCGAGGAAGGCAGGAGUGACUGAGACACCAUGUCACUAUGGGGACAAGCGCAUGCUGAAGUUAAUGUUGAGUGAAUUUCUUGGAGAAUCCUCCAAGUCUGUCAGUGAGGCCUACACAUCCCAAUCACUGAACGUUCAAGUAUCCGAUGUGGUCGACACUGCAGAAGUUCCACUAAUAAUCCAAGAAAACAGGAUUAACAAUGAACAGGAUCCAGAAAAAAGACAAGCCCUGGAAAGGCAAUAUGAGGAUCUUAAAAGAAAGAGGAAGACAGUGGAUGAAGCCCUGCAGAAGAUUACUGAGUGCGUAAACACUUCACAAGCUCUGACUGAAAAAUGUGAGGUGACUCGCACGUACGAACUCAAAGUCGUGGCUGAGCAUUUUAGAAAAACUAUCUUCAACUGGGAAGAAGAGCCGUUUGUUGUCACUCAUUCACACCUGCAGGUUUUAGUGAAUCUGUGUGAGUGUGGUUUGGAGGUUGAGAGCAUCACCGAAGCCAUCACUCAUGUUAGCCGGGAGAUAACAUUCUGA